CCCCCAUGCUGCGUCAGCCUGCGUGGGGCAUUCUCUUCCUCCCCUGUCUGUCGUGCGUUGGUCCUGCGGAUCUAAUACAAGCCAUUAACGAGACUUUCUAGUCACUGAACACAAAUACGGGCAUACCCGGCAUAAGGCUCCGGCCCUAAGAGUUAUCAACACUCUAGAGUUAGCUUUCUCCAUCGUCGUUGCAAGGAAACGAAAGCAAAGCCCGUGCCAGCAACGAUGUCGGGAGGAGUCUCGGAGGAGGAGCUCGCUGCGAAACUCGGAGAAGUCGAGCGCAAGCUGACGGCCCGCUUUGAAGAACAGCAGGCAAAGGCUGAGGGAAGGAUAGAGCAGCUCCUUGAUCGCUUCGAGGGACUAUUGCUCCAGCAGUCCGCGCGGGACGGAGGAGGAGGGUCACACGGCGCCGUGGUGGACGGGGGCGCCGUGGGGGGUGUGGUUGGAAUCCCAGGGGGAACCGGGAGGGGUUCCGCCGCAGGGAACCUACUCGAGACUGUGGGCCCUGGCGCUCGGGACAGCGGCGGCGUCAGCGGUGGAGUAGCGGGCGGCACUACACCCGAGCCUGUUGAUCGCGGGAAAAGUACUUGGUCCGAGAGAGCUGGAGUAUUGCAUUCAUGGCGAUCCUGGUGAAUGUCGACUUGUCGCAGAGGAGAAAAACCGCGCAAUACUGCUGUAUUUUUGAAAGAGGGCUAACAACAGCGCGGCGUUGCCGCGGACACUUUAUUUCUGGUUGAUUCGUGAGUGAUUCCUUGAGUGACCUUCCCUGUGACGAAUGAUACCGAAAGUUUAUGAAGGAGACUCUCAGUUCAGGCGUUUCAGUUUUGAUUUGGUGUUCGUAAGAGCGUCUGUAGUUUCGCUGACGAUGAUACAGCGAAUGAUGAUGUUUUCGAAAGGCGUUUCGCGGUUCGGGCGUUUCCAUUCUUGAGUGCGAGUGUUUUGUUGAGCAACAACUGUAGUUUAUCUUCGUUCGAUGAUGUACCCGAGCGUUUAUGGCGGUCUUAUUCUCGGAGGAUACGCUAGAUGAGCGUGAGGCCUUGUAAGGUAGGGAACCCACCAUACACAGCCCCAACACUCCACGCUCCCAGAUGUAGGGGGGGCGACGUGAGUUCUUAAAAUUGUGCUUUCCGGAUGUAGGGGAAGGUGUUAUCUCCAGAAAAAACGGGAGGGGCAUCUGUACGCGCCCCCAGAUGUACGGGGGGGCAGCGAAAGCAGACGCACCCCAGACGUGGGGCAGGCAGCAGUUCUUCACCAUCGCGCCCCCAGAUGUAGGGGGGGCGACGCGCGUCCACGCUCUCCAGGUGUAGGGAAGGGCACAAUUUUCUUCACCAGCGCGCCCCCAGAUGCAGGGGGGGCGAUGCGGGUCUACGCUCUCCAGAUGUAGGGGAGGGCAGCACAGUUCUUCACCGGCGCGCCUCCAGAUGUAGGGGGGGCGGCGCGGGUCAACGCUCUCCAGAUGUAGGGGGGGGCAACAGUUCUUCACCUCCACGCCUCCAGAUGAAGGGGGGGCAGCGCAGAAUUUUUCCAGUUGGGCGGUACUCCAGAUGAAGGGGGGAGCUGCUCGGUCAUCACAGAUCUCCGCCAACGCGCUUCCAGAUGCAGGGGGGGCAGCGUAGGCAUUUGCCGUUGCAGUCGGCGCGCUUACCAGGGUGGCGAGCAGCAGCAGGGGUCUUUGCUGGUGCGUUGGAGGAGCCGGAGCCCGUUCGGCAACGGAGUCAAGACCCCUGCCGAGACCGACAAUUUUCGGUUGGUACCGUUAGCAGAGAAUUCUCGUAGCAGUUUUGAGUUUUUUGUGUAUAGUCGCAAAAUAUGGGAGGGAAUCCAAUGUGGCGUUAAACCGAUGUUAGUGAACGUGCAUGACUUUGACGACCCCCCCUCAAAAGUCGCUACCGUGUCUGUAUCGUAUCAAUGUUUUCCCUUGUUGUUUGAAUUGUUCGCGUAGGACAUUCGCAACAGCGAAACUCAAAGGCUAGAUGUCACGGGGGAGCACUGUGGCAUUUCAUGCGCAGUGACGUUUUUGGUGUUGAUCUGAUGUUCUGUUUGUUGCGUGAGAGGUCGUUCCAACGCUCGCAAUCCAAAUUUCCGGGCCACCUGACACGCAAUAAGUUGAAUGAUUGUGUUUCUUCAUGCCUGUUGCUGUAUUUCAGCCAGCGUUGGUAUUUUAUGUUUGUCUUCCCCUGAAAAUGUUGAGAUGAUCAUCCGAACCAUCGAUGUAGUUUGGUCCACUUGGUAUGUCGCUAUUGAUGGGGAAUUGCAGUAGGCAAGACGCCAACGUUAGCACUGCACUUGGCCUUUGUUUCUAGGGAAUUGGAGUCGUUGAGAUGACAACGAGGAUGUUUUAUUUGGUAGUCGUAGAAUCAUUGCGAGGGUUUUUGGCUCGGUGGCCGGGUUUUUCCUUGCAACGCAUUUUUUCUGUGUGAUUUUCGGUGAUACCUGAGCACGUUGAGCAACACACGGUUAUGGUUUAUUUCUAAUAUAAGGAACCAGGGAGGGUGUUCGUGGGUGUGCAUAUGUGGGAAGGAUCUAAGGACGGUUCUGUGUUCCGUAGGUGAAGGGACAUACGAUAGUACCUUUUGUGGUAGACUUUCGAUGAGUCAGCGGUGCCCCCAUGCUGCGUCAGCCUGCGUGGGGCACUCUCUUUCUCCCCUCUCUGUCGUGCGUUACUCCUGCGGAUCUAAUACAAGCCAUCAACGAGACUUUCUAGUCACUGAACACAAGUACGGGCAUACCCGGCAUAAAACUCCGGCUCUAAAAGUUAUGUAGUGUAAGAGUUAUCAGCAUGGAGAACCCUCCUGCGCCGUCGGACGUCGACAUCAGACGCCGCAUGUACAGCUCGCCAUUUCUCUCAGCGAACUUCUCCAUCGCAGUGGCAUGCGCCGCCCGUUCGUCCGGGGCUUCAUCUCCCGUCAGAGCUUCAGGAGGGUGUUUUUUUCCCGGCAUUAUCUUUCCGAGGCCAGACUAAUGCAUCAAGACGCGUGUGAGAGUGACCCAUCCAGGGACGCUCGCAUCAUCACCAUCAAAAGUCACAAACCCACGUUGCAUGGGAUUCGUGAUGGGAGCUGCGCACGCCAUGUGACUCGUGUCAGUUCCCCUACCGCGCGAGGCUCAAGAUUUAACAGCACAACAACGGCUGUUGUAUGCUGUGGCUGGCGUAUGUGACGGAGGCUUGGGGAGAGAAACACAAAGUGAUUUGUUAUCCACACACAAGCGCCCAAGCUGUCUUCACCUGACGGUUACAGACUUGGAAACACGCCUUCACAAUGCCGGGGAUAAACCCCACACAGCAGAAUAGAGUCCUUCAUGCACAACAUAAAUACCCCAACACGACAUAUGGCAUAUCAACCGCCGACGGCACGGGCGACGUCUUUCCGUUCUCCUGGGAAAACAACAGCUAUCACCUGUGGCUCAUCGCCGCCUUUCGGGUAGGAGGUCCGAUCGGCGACGUUAUGGCGAUGUCCUUCGCCCGGCUCGUAGGGGCUCCUGCCGGCGCUCGCGUGGCAACGGCCAGGUCCUGCUACCCGUACUACCACUAUUGGAAGCGAAAGCUGGACAGAAGUCAGGAGCCCAUCGGAAAUCUCAUGCCGAGGGCGCCUCUCUUGUUUGCUUACGGAUCUGCCGGGUACAAGAGGGUGAUGGUGAGCUCGUUGGUUGUUCUUUUCUAGGGGACGAGUGUUACCUCGGUUGCGUGUAGCUCUGAAACAUGAUUCGACUGCGCCACAAUUACUCAUCAAUGGCGAAGAACGAGUCUGAAGUGUUGUCCCAAAACCCGGAAUGCGCAGAGCCCCAGUGCUGCGGUAGAGUUUCCUUUCUGAGUUUUCACGUACACGAGGACGCAAGAAAUCCUUCACUCUACCUCCUAUUUUCUGACGUUCUGAGCGCUUAACUUCCACGAACGCAUCCACACGCGCUUCGUUGCCCUCUGUUGCAGCAGUGCAUGGUACAUUUGUCGCCUCCUCUCCCCUUUUUGUCUUUGCUGUCUACAUACCGUCACGUACGCGCAGCCGUUCCACGCUGACUGGUGGGCCAAGAAGGUCAACGACAAGGAAGGAUCAUCGUCCGUCGCCAUGACACGCUCCAAGCACUGGGUCACCGCGGAUCAACCCGACGACCUCAAUCGCAAUCUGGACGCUUUUCUGGAGAAGAAAUGAAAGCCCUCGCUUCUGACGACGCCUCCACGUAUCUAUCCCCCCCUCAGGGUAGGGGAGGGGGAUGGCCGACCGACCGUUCGAACUGCUUCCAACUGGGUGUUCAGGAAUGUAGCUGUUGUGCGGGGGCUGUCAACCUUUCGUAGCAUGAGGGGCGCAGCAUAAAGUAGCUUUUCUGUGGGUGAAGAUGUCCCUUGAAGUCACUGCCGGAGUGCAAGAACCACGGAAGCGGGAAAGGAGGAAAUGUUUGUGUCAAGGCUCGAUGUUUGGAAUUUCCGACACAAAAUGCGCGAGACGCCUCAUGCUUUUUUGGAGAAGUGACGAAAGGUCUAUUCAAGUGCUUAUUGGUGGUUGUAUUCGUGGGCCCCAUGUGGCGAAAGUAUGAUGUGGCUUUUACUGGGAGGUUCGUGUGUUACGUUUCUGCCCAUCCGUGCAGACAGGUGUUUUAUGCGGUUUUGAACAAGGUGUGUGACCUUGCUGGAAAAAGGGCUUCCGA
Molecule: messenger RNA, 4641 nt
Organism: Ectocarpus sp. CCAP 1310/34
Lineage: Eukaryota; Phaeophyceae; Ectocarpales; Ectocarpaceae
Source: the annotation of a GenBank genome assembly